Miscanthus lutarioriparius is the source of this 852-nucleotide messenger RNA. Lineage: Eukaryota; Viridiplantae; Streptophyta; Magnoliopsida; Poales; Poaceae. The record is from the annotation of a GenBank genome assembly.
AUGUGCCUCGCCGCCGCGUGCGCGUCCGCCUCCUCCCCCGCACGCCGCCUCUCGCCCUCCACCGCGCUCCCGCGCCGCUUCCUCCACAGCCUCCUCGGCGCCCCCACGAGACCUUCCCCGCCGCCACCGCCUCUGCUACGGCGCUGCUUCAAGUUCUACCAUAUGGCGCAAUAUUGGACUCAACCAUCACUGGACAGGAACAAAGCUCUGGUUGAGUACCUGAAGCAGUAUGGUGCUGUUAGAACUGAUAAAGUGGCGGAAGUAAUGGAAACGAUUGAUAGAGCGCUAUUUGUACCAGAGGGUACCCCUUACGUCGACAGUCCUAUGCCUAUUGGUUUCAAUGCAACAAUAUCUGCUCCUCACAUGCAUGCAACCUGCUUAGAGCUAUUGAAGGAUCAUUUGCAACCAGGAAUGCAUGCUCUGGAUGUUGGAUCAGGUAGCGGCUACCUGACAGCUUGUUUUGCCAUGAUGGUUGGACCAGAAGGUCGUGCAGUGGGAAUUGAACACAUUCCUGAGAUUGUUGCUUCUUCUAUUGAAAAUGUGCAAAGAAGCGCUGCAGCUCCACUACUGAGGGAUGGAUCGCUCUCUUUUCAUGUUACAGAUGGCAGGCUUGGCUUUCCAGACGCUGCACCCUAUGAUGCUAUCCAUGUUGGUGCAGCAGCACCUGAGAUCCCUCAGCCUCUGCUUGAUCAGCUAAAGCCUGGCGGCCGGAUGGUCAUACCGGUUGGCACCUACUUCCAGGACCUGCAGGUGGUCGACAAGAACACGGAUGGAUCAAUCAGCAUCCAGAACGACGCAUCCGUGCGUUACGUCCCACUGACCAGCCGCUCCGCGCAGUUACAGGACCCCUAA